Messenger RNA from Andrographis paniculata, 1257 nucleotides. Its product is annotated as manganese-dependent ADP-ribose/CDP-alcohol diphosphatase-like. The record is from RefSeq and is a predicted model, not a curated record. Lineage: Eukaryota; Viridiplantae; Streptophyta; Magnoliopsida; Lamiales; Acanthaceae. The transcript has 2 exons. Gene Ontology annotation, molecular function: 2',3'-cyclic-nucleotide 2'-phosphodiesterase activity; CDP-glycerol diphosphatase activity; ADP-ribose diphosphatase activity. Bases 140 to 1099 code for a protein of 319 amino acids.
CGACGCGGCAGUCUCCUCCGCCGCGCGGCGCAACCCGACCUAACCAUCUCCGGCCUUGCCUCGCCUGCCCUCUGCAAUCUCCGAAGACGCACAAUCGGAGCUCGGAUUUCCGGCUUAGGGAUUGCUUUCCUGCAUCCCCAUGGGUUACGCAAACGGCGUCGUGAAUCCACAGAGAAAGCAGCCUCUGGCUUCCAUCGGCAUUAUCUCUGACGUCCAAUACGCUGACAUUCCAGACGGCUACUCCUUCCUCGGCGUGCCCCGUUACUACAGGCACAGCCUGCUCGUUCUGCAACGAGCCGUGCAGAAAUGGAACGACCAGAAACUCAAGUGCGCGAUCAACUUUGGCGACAUCGUCGACGGAUACUGCCCUAAAGACCAAUCCCUCACCGUCGUCAAGAAAGUCGUCGGCGAAUUCAACCGCUUCAACGGCCCUGUGCACCACAUGAUCGGCAACCACUGCCUCUACAAUCUCCCCCGCGACAAGCUGCUGCCAUUGCUGAACAUUCCGGGCCGCGACAGCCGUGCCUACUACGACUUCAGCCCCGUUCCCGAGUACCGUUUCGUAGUCCUCGACGGUUACGAAAUCAGCGCCAUCGGGUGGCCAAAGGAUCACCCGAACACGAUAAAGGCGAUGAACUUUCUCCAUGAGAGAAACCCGAAUCCUGACAAGAACAAUCCGAACGGGCUGGUGGGGCGAGACCGGAGGUUCCUAAUGUUCAACGGCGCGGUCGGGAGGGAGCAGAUUGAGUGGCUGAAUAAAGUUCUUCGUGAUGCGACGGAUUCGGAGCAGCGAGUCGUCGUCUGCUGCCAUCUUCCGUUGGAUCCGCAGGCGUCGUCGAACGAGGCGUUGUUGUGGAAUCACGGCGAGGUGCUCGACGUGAUACAUCGAUACGGAUGUGUUAAGGCUUGUUUGGCCGGACACGAUCACAAGGGCGGGUACGCCGUCGAUUCCUAUGGCGUGCACCAUCGUAUACUUGAGGCUGCCCUCGAGUGCCCACCCGGCACGGAUGCCUUCGGACGGAUCGAUCUUUUCGACGACCGGCUGGCCCUCGUCGGCACGGGCAGGUUGAAGUCUCAGGAACUUGUGUUCGGUAGGUAGCCUUUGGAGAUCUAUAGAAAUUCAUGCAGCUUUACAUUGGAAUAUAUAUGUGUGUAUGUAUGGAUAUGUGAAGAAUAUGGCUUUUGCUUCUCGUAUUGAUGGAAGAGAGGCUUGAAGAGUAAUAUGAAUACGAGAAUACUCAAGGGUGUGUUCGUAUA